CAUGACUCGUCAAAAAUCAAAUGUUUUAAUAUUAAAAAAAUUUUCGACAACUACUAAAGCAUCACACCAAAACAUUAAAAACAUAGAAAAAUUGUCAACCAAAAAUGUCAAGAAUUUUUUAAACUUUUUACAAAUGCAAGUUCGCACGCCAACUAGUUCUAGUUCAAUGAAUAAUCAACAAAAUAAGCCACAACAACUGCGAAUUUGGAUAUUUCCAAGUUUAAUGUAAAAAUCACAAGUUUUUCUACUCAACUGUAACAAAAAAUUGACCUUCCGACAAUUAGCCAAAUAUGCAUGCCUGCCACCAUUUCUGGGAGCAUAGCUGUCGCCGCAAAAGUUUUGCCACAAAGCGGCGCGGUCUUACCCUUUUCGUAAAUUUUCACGCUUCUUCUGUCACCGUUAAGGCGCUUACAACAUUGACAACCGUGUGUGCAAGCCGAAAAUAGUAAUUAGAAUUUCUGUAGCGUUGUGUUUGUUCGAUUAAGCCGAGCGUGCCAGCAAAGUAGGUGGCAUAAAAGCGUAAGCGCAUGCGUAUUGCAUAACAUCAAACAGAAAAUAGUACAUCAUAAAUCAAGCUGAACAGCAACGAUGCGCCUACUUCAGCGAGCAAGUGUGCGGGCUUCAGUUUUGACGCGUAAGCAAUGAAUUCGGAGCAUUGGAGAUUCCUUGUGUAGCGCUUAAGGUGACAUUCUGAUUUGCUGACACACUCGACGAACACCUCGCACGCAUAACUGGGUUAAAGACAAUGCAUUUCUUCACGAUCACGCCGCGCAUGUCUAUAGACGGCGAGUAAUGUGAAUAACAGCAUGAUCAUUGCUACAACAGCUCUGGUAUGGUUGUUGUCAGCGAUCGUGUGUGUUCGACAUCCCCUGGCGCGGAGAUUCGCCUGUGUGCUAACAGUAUCGCGCAGUUGCCGGCCGGUAUAUGACUCGGCUGCUGCUUUGAUAGACAUGAUACAACAUAACGAUGAAGAUCAAUCGCUUGAUUAUUGACGAUCGGUAGUGUGAUAUGCCGACUGUUAGUAAACAAUUGUUUUUUUGCUUUGCUUACGUGCUAACAAAGUUUCAAAUAUAUGGUAUGUUUGUGUGCAGUUGUGUUUUAGAGUGAUUUUCUAAAAAUCGAUUGAAAUUGAAUUCCAUACGAAUUUGUGUAUUGACACGUUGAAAAUGCCCAAAAUAGUUUGUACUUACGAGUAUUGGCCUGUAACAAGCGAUCGCACUGUGACACUGCGAAUCGGCCGUGCGUUUUAUUACAAGCUCAUCGCGUUGCAUAGCAUAUAAAACAGCGCCUGCCCAAACAUUCGAAGUUCACUCAGCUGUGGCCAGCAAUACAAAUAGGUAACACAUCGGUCAACGAUUGUGAACGCGUACACUUUCGAAAACGAAAACAAUUAUUGUUUGUUUAGCCGCGAUAAAGGAUAACCACCACGAUGAGAACGAUAUUUGUGCUGUUGCUGUGUGUUGGCACAGCUUUCACGGCCACUCAUGUUAAUAUCUCGAUUGCUCAGCACCCGGCCACGAACCCGGCUGACGUCACCUAUUUGGAGGGUACCGCACCGGAGGAAUUAAAAGCAGGUCCAGCUAAGAAGCCAAAUGGAGAGGAACGUUUCGCCAGAUUACGUGCGGCAGAUGAAAACGAUAAGGCAGAAAAAGUUGAGGUGAAAAGUGAGCAAAAACAAGAGCAGGGUUCGAGUUCCGUUGGUAAUUCGAAACCCGCCCAACAAGCUCAACAGAGUACAGAACAAUCGAAUGGCUUUAGACCACAACAACAACAACGAUUUUAUGGGCGCAUACGGCAACAGAAUCGGCAGAGCCAAUUUCGUCAAGCCAAUGCGCAGGAUAAACAGAAUCAGGAGUUCGAGCGUUAUAUACAAAACUAUCACAGUGGACCGACAGUAGAAACGGUAUUCGAAACAGCCGAUCAUUCGCCAUCUGGACGUUAUGAGUAUUCAUCGUCCUCCUCGUCAUCGGCUGGACCUGCGCGACUUGUCGCUAUCGAUGCGAAACCUUCACAGCAGCACACCUUUGAAAGGCAAGUUGCACUUCCCGCUGCUGUAGCCACAUCAGCAUCAGCCGCAGCAUCUGUGGAUGAACAAUCGAAAUCAGCGCCCGACGCAAAGAUCCAAAUAUCCCCCGCACCAGUAGCAGCACAACCAGCGGUAGCCGCUCCUGUAGCUGUACAUGCAUCAGCACCAGCUGUUUCUGGAGCAGCUGUUGUGCCAACUGGGCCUUCAAAGGCAGUUACUACCGUACACAGUGGUAGUAGUGAUGGUGGCAAAAUACAUCUGGGAGGUACUUUUGGUAAUAGUUUUGGCGGUGCUGGCAGCGGUUCUCCUGGCGUGACAUUUAGAGUUGCUGGUGGCGGUGGAUACAGUCCGCCAAAUUACGACCAAGUUCCCAGUUAUGCUAAGCCUGAUUAUGGACAACCCAGUUUUGGUUAUGAUCAUGGAGAUGCCGGUGGUUUUCUAAACGAAUAUCCACCAUCUGUAGAUGAGCCCGCAGGUGGUUAUGAUGGCUUUUAUGGCAACCAAGAACAUGACUAUCAUUCGAAUGGCGGUUACUUGCCUGUAAAUCCAAAUGUGUAUCAACGACCUGUAGUCACCAAAACUAUACAAAUUGCCCAACCAGCACUGAAAGCUAAAAAAUUCGAAGUACGACAUCCAGCUAUCCAAAAGGAAUUUUACGAUAUCGAAGAACGAGUUGUGAUUAAACCGGCUGGUACGAUAGUUGUUGAGCUGGAGCAUCCUGUUGCGAAAAUUCCGAAAGGUGAAACGGUGCUACCCCUCGGACAUCCUCAUCCUGCCAUUGCUGCUCAAUAUAAUAUCAAUAGUGAUGCAGACAUUGAGACUGAAUCAUCCAGCGCUGGUUCUUAUAACAACGGCGUGCGCUCAAACUCGAAUCAAGUCUAUGCAAGUGCUGCUAGAAAAAAUCCCGCCCCUGUUAUUAGUGGAACAAAUAUUGCAUCAACAGUCACCGCUACACCAACGAAUAAUCCAAAUGCCAAACGCGAUUUUGUGGAAGCCAAUUUACGAAAACAAUAUGGUGAGGAGGCAAAACUCAUAGCUCCUACUGAUUCUGCGCUCGGAGAGCAAAAUUCACGGGGUAGAAACUUUUACAUACCUGCUGAAAGUCAUGACAGUCAGCGUCAAGUACCUAACAGGAAUUUCUCGCCAAACACAUUUAGACGAGAAGAAAGCAACUAUCAACGUCCAGCACGUGUUGAAGCUCAGCAAAACGGGCAAGUAUACCAACCAAGGUAUUCUAAAAACGAAGAACAAUCAUUGAAAAAUACAUCACCCGAUGUACCAAAUGACUUUAACAACGAUGACGAUGAAUAUAAGGGUGAGUACAUCACAGGUAAUUUCUACAGUGCUAGCAAAGACCCCAAACCUGCGCGUUUACAAGAGGAACCGGCAAAAAGUGAACGUAUUACAGCAGAGCCUCAGACACGUAUCAUCAAGCAUGAGCACACAAUUAAUUUACCACCCUCUCAGCAUAAUAUUUACCUAGCGCCUAGUCGGUUUGAGGAACGUCAAGUACUUGUACAGGCACAACGUAAGCAAGCACCAUCAGCUAAACAGCAACCUGCGCACUUAGAAGAAGAACCCGCACGCGUGAGUGAGGUUAAAUCGUUCUUGAAUCGCCAGCGUGACGGUGUAGUUGUAUAUGCCGUUCCCGCGCGUCGCCCAGUGCCCGCACAGCAGCGUUAUACACAGAAUGAACGUCGGCAACCGCAAUACGUUGCACCGCAGCGCACUUACGAACAAUUACGUUACGAUCCCGAUGCCGAUGUCGAUUCAGCAGCAGUAGAAUAUAGUGCUCCUUACUCACAUAUGCGAUACGAUCCAAAUGAAUCUGCACGUCUUACCGCAGAUGUGGAAUAUCAGCGCGGUUCUAACGAGAAAGUGCCUCAAAGAACCAUCACAGUACACUAUAAUCGUGGCCCCGAGUCUAAUGCACGCCUCACCGCACAAAAUAAGUCAGAAUCUGAUUCAAAGGAGCCUGCAAAAAUAGCGGAAAGCAAUGAGGACGUGAGGCCGAAAACCGAGGACAUACGCCCACUUGCACAUAUUCAAUUACAAGUGCCAUAUGGCCCGCAAGAAGCCGAUGAGCCCAUUAGAGUUAUGUCUUCAAUUAACCCGCCUAAGGAACGUAGUCGCACUGCCAAAGUUAGUCAGCCCGAAGCUAAAAAAGCCGUUGAUGAACAAGUGGAGGAUGUAAAUGCGGAAUCGGCUCCUGAACCAAGUGCUAAACAAGAAGAAGACGUUUUGCGUUCGGAAAAUAUCGAGGCACAACCCGACUGUGCUCAGAAUACCGAGAAAGUAAGCGCACGUUAUGAAAACCCACAACCAAGUGACAACGAAAACGUGCAGUAUGUUGCAGAACCUCAAAACCGAGUACAAAUUAAAUCGCAACGCCUGAUAGACACUAGUAACUCAAAUGCUAACAGCAAGGAAAAUGUCAAAUCGGCACCCUCCGACGCGGAAAGUAUUGACACAAAUGGAAAAGAUGCAAGUUCUCAAGCAACGCCCCCGGGCUCACGUGUAAUUGCCGCAAAUCCAGCGCCUAAUGAUGCCUCCGCAACAAGUGAAAGCUUCCACAAACGUCGCAUUGUGGUAAACCAUCCUUUCCAAACUGUGCGCGAAGUCGUCGAACAUGAGCCCAUUACAAACUAUCAUCAAAUACAGGUGCAUGAACGCGCCUCACCAACCUCCGCCUACAAUAAGGCGCCCUACUUUGCACCCAAUGGGCAACUGCGCCAAUUCGAGAUGGUGCGUGUCCCAGUUAUGUACCAUCAGCCAAGCGGCGUCACGCACGGCAAUUUAGUUUACGCCUUGCCUGAUGCUAUUCCCGUGCACGAAGACAACGGCGAAGUGGAGCCGAGCUAUCAGCAAAGACGACAGCGUGUACGCGCUUAAACCCCUUGCUUAUUUAUCAGCAAAUAUGAUGUGGCUAAUUGUUGUUGUUAUUGCAGUGCUUGUUGUUGCCAUUAAUUAAGGACACUAUGCUUACAAACAUAUACUUAAUCAAAUUUGAAUUCUCGUAUUUUAUAUUAGAUAUAUGAUAUAGUCUUAACCGAUUCCACUAAGGUUGAAGGGUUAACUUAAAGCUUACACUAAUGAUUGCCAGACAGCGUAUAUACGCUGUCCUUAAUUUAAGUUUCUAAACUCCAUGUAUAAGUUGUCGAAUAAACAUUCAAAUACGAAU
Molecule: messenger RNA, 5207 nt
Organism: Bactrocera dorsalis (oriental fruit fly)
Lineage: Eukaryota; Metazoa; Arthropoda; Insecta; Diptera; Tephritidae
Exons: 2
Coding region: 1430-4918 (1162 amino acids)
Source: RefSeq, a predicted model, not a curated record